AUGACAGCGACGACGAGCAGCGGACGCGAGAAGAAGUUCGCCAGCGAGCCGCGGCCGCCGGCGAUCACGAAACGACGCGACGAGCGACUCAAGACGUUUCGAUCGUUCGAUGAGAUCACCGAAUCCGAAGAGGAGGAUUCUCAUGAGCCGAUGAGCAGCGGCAGCAGUCGAAGUGUCAGCACCGCGUCCGAACGAUCGCCAUAUGCCGCGUGCGAUACCAAGGAGACGAGGAAUACCAGAAGUUUCUCAUUGACGAGCAAUCCGCUGCUCUCGCCGAAAACUGUUAGAUAUUUCUAUAAUUGCAGGUAUGGUGCUCCCCGACUGUCAAGAGGAUUCUCGGAUCCAGCGAUUCGUCGAAAAACUUCACUUCCUAACAUUAUCUAUCCGGAACAUGAGGCCGAUUUUCUUGCUCUUCCACCGAUUCCGGAAGCGACGACGCCGGCUUCACCAUCUUCCGGUUCCUCCAAAAUCCAAUUCCAAUAA
Molecule: messenger RNA, 483 nt
Organism: Caenorhabditis bovis
Lineage: Eukaryota; Metazoa; Nematoda; Chromadorea; Rhabditida; Rhabditidae
Source: the annotation of a GenBank genome assembly